ACAUAAAGCACUCGACGAGCAGCCGGGACAAGGCGAGAGGUUUGGACGUGAAAUUCAAAAGCAACAAUGAAGAACAACACGCUUGUGGUGGUCCUUGUUCUCCAGGCCAUCCUGGUCAUGGGAAUCGUAGCAGUGGUGAACGCCGAUGGGUAUGUUCCGAAGUGCUGCGACAACUGCAAUUCCUUCUCGGGGGCUUUGGUCUGUGACGACACCAUGGACAAGUGCCAUCCAAAGUGCGGGAACUGCGUCGUGGUGCAGGAGCACCCCGUGAAGAAGUACAGGUGCGCUGAUGCACAAGCCGCCGGCUUCGUGCCCUGCCCGCCACCCUGCAAGAAACACUGAUCGAUCUCUCAAGCUCGUAAUAAUAUGAGACGUUCCGUCCUGGAAAAAUAAAAGCUCAGAUGAUAUGAGAACAGCCAUCGUCGUGCUUGUACAUGCACGCGUGACGCGUAUGUGAUAUGUCGUCCAUGUUGGACACCAACAAAAACACACCGUUGUUAUUGUGGUCGUCCAGUAUCUAUGUUUUCGGGUAAAUGUGUUGGUGUGUCUUUGCACAAUCGAAUAAAACUAUAUUCACUGAUCCAA
Lolium perenne is the source of this 585-nucleotide messenger RNA. Its product is annotated as Bowman-Birk type wound-induced proteinase inhibitor WIP1. Gene Ontology annotation, molecular function: serine-type endopeptidase inhibitor activity. Gene Ontology annotation, cellular component: extracellular region. The record is from RefSeq and is a predicted model, not a curated record. NCBI's taxonomy places the organism in Eukaryota, Viridiplantae, Streptophyta, Magnoliopsida, Poales, Poaceae.